AUGGGCAAUAGCCAGGGCAAGCCCAUCGACUUGGAUGGCGAAGUCAACCUCAACCAUUUCCGCCUGCUACGAGUCGUCGGUCGAGGCGCCUUCGGUAAGGUCCGCAUCGUCGAGCGAAAAGACACGAACCUGUCCUUUGCUUUGAAGUAUAUCCGGAAAGAUGAAGUCGUACGAUCAGAGAGCGUGCGGAACAUCAUACGAGAGCGCCGGAUGCUCGAGCACGUGAACCACCCCUUCAUUUGCAACCUGCGAUACAGUUUCCAAGACAUCGAAUACAUGUAUCUGGUUGUUGACUUGAUGAGCGGCGGCGACCUCCGAUUUCAUAUUUCGAGAAAGACCUUCACCGAAGACGCAGUUCGCUUCUGGAUUGCCGAACUAGGAUGUGCGCUCCGAUACAUUCACCAGCAAAACAUUAUCCACCGCGACGUCAAGCCCGACAACGUCCUCCUCGACGCAGACGGCCACGUGCAUUUGACCGACUUUAAUGUUGCCUCGGAUAUCGUGCCCGGCAAGGUUUUGUCUAGCAAAUCCGGCACCCUCGCAUAUCUCGCUCCCGAAGUUUAUGCUGGCAAGGGCUACGAUGUCCGUGCAGACUGGUGGUCGUUGGGUGUUCUCUUCUACGAGUGCAUCUACAACAAGAGGCCAUUCGACGGCAAUUCAGAAAGCACCCUCAGCCAGCAGAUCCAGCUCGCGAAUCCCAAAUACCCCGUCACACAGCCCGCCGUCAGCCUUCCCUGUUUAUACGCCAUCCGAGACGCAUUAAGCCCGAACCGCGACACACGGAUGGGUGCCACCUGGGAGAGCUUCACUAAGCAUGAGUUUUUCAUGAUGAUUGAUUUCGAAGCGUUGGAGCGGAAGCAGAUCGAGCCUGUGUUUGUGCCGGCGGCUGACAAGACCAACUUUGACGCCACAUACGACCUGGAGGAGCUCCUGUUGGAGGAGGCCCCCCUCGAGGCGAGAGCCAGACGCCAAAAGCCCCGCGAACGGUUGAAGGAGGACGCUUCGGAGAAGGAAAUCAGGGAGGACGAGCUCUACCGCAUGAUUGAGAACGAGUUCCGGCCGUUUGACUACACACUCGCCGCGUACAAGAAGUAUGGCUGCGAUGAACCCAUAUAUCCUGACGUGGCUAACGUACAUAGAAUCACCGAGCAAGAAGGAGGAUUCCCCAACGGCGACAUGAAUCAAUUACACCCCAACAGCGGGCCCCAGGCAUUGACCACCGACGAGGCCACCCCCGCCGCGAUGGCCACCAACGGAGGGAGGAACACCAUGCCCCCGGCACCCUUACGAAAGAGCACGAGCUUGGAGAGACGACCCGGCAGCAGUCACAGCGGCGUGCCCCGCCGGCCAGCCGUGAAGCCGCCCCCGAUACCGCACUACCAGCCCAACGAGUACCACAACCAGAGAGCCGCACCGCCGGCGAUCGGAAAGCGCGUCACCAGCCCAACCGGCGGCAUGUCAGUCACGUUGGACGGAGGCGGUAGUUGGUCAGAACUCGCCCGGCAGGACGCCACGCUUCCCACAGACGCCAACGCCACGGGCGAUGGCAAGUCGGAGAGCUCAAGCGGAGUAUUCAGUUUCUUUAGGGGCAAGAAGGGAAGAGGACACAGCCCGAAGCCCAAGGAAAGGGGAGUUUUGGGCAAGGAGGGCGCCAGGCAGGUUAUUGGCUAG
Molecule: messenger RNA, 1671 nt
Organism: Colletotrichum chrysophilum
Lineage: Eukaryota; Fungi; Ascomycota; Sordariomycetes; Glomerellales; Glomerellaceae
Exons: 6
Coding region: 1-1671 (556 amino acids)
Biological process (GO): intracellular signal transduction; peptidyl-serine phosphorylation
Molecular function (GO): ATP binding; protein serine/threonine kinase activity
Source: RefSeq, a predicted model, not a curated record